ACAGGCCCCCUGGCUUGGAAAGCAUCUUUCGCCAAGGGCAAGCCUUCUGUGACGCAAAAGGACGGAGCAACUUCCAAAUUUGGCCCAACCGUUGGCGGUUGUUUGGUGUGUGCUGAGUGA
Pyricularia pennisetigena is the source of this 120-nucleotide messenger RNA. RefSeq lists its product as uncharacterized. The transcript has a single exon. The annotation marks the transcript as partial. The record is from RefSeq and is a predicted model, not a curated record. Lineage: Eukaryota; Fungi; Ascomycota; Sordariomycetes; Magnaporthales; Pyriculariaceae.